AUGCGUCCUGCCAUGCGUACUCCUCUUCGUGGGGCAUUUUAUGUCUGCUCUAACUGUAAGCAGGGAGUGGUUCCUACCGGCAUUUCACCAGCUGCCCGUCAAUUCCGCCGCUAUGCAUCGUCCGAUGAUGCCCCGGGUUUCCUCGAACGGACUCGACGAAAACUGUGGAAGGACGGCAAAGCCCCGGGUGGAAAGGAUCCCUAUACCGGAGAAUCACAAUUGACCCGCUCACCCGCUCACGAUGAAGAUCUUGAGCUAGCACCUGGUUCAGACGAUGCCUCACGAGAUUUGGCACCCGGAGAUAACUAUAAGCAGGCACAGACCUGGGAUGAUUUGGAGACCAUUGGAUUUUCGGGAGAGGAGCCCUUCACUCAGAGGGAAACCCCCCGUAAGACUGAUAACUACCAACGGUACGACGCGAAGGUUUUCCCUCAAUCUCAUGGGCCUGCUGCCUACCAAGCUGCUGUCGAGAUCUGCCUGAUGCACAUGCUGGGCAAGCCCUUGACUAGCAUCAGCGGGGUCACCCGCCACAACAAGGUCGUCCGCAAAAUGCUUAAGACCUGCACCCUGGAGGGUCAAAAUUGGGAGACCUCCCUCCGGUUCCCCGAUCAACAAACUAUGGAAGCGCUUGUGUUCGUCUUCAACCAGAUUGGUCCGAAGUCAACAAAGACAGUCGAGUGGUCUGAGAGCUGGAUUGCCCAGAAAGAUUUCGUGGAAGGCCACAAGGGUCUCUCACUGACUGACUCGCAAGUCAAGUUCGCGUUUGCCAAACGGUACUCUCAGCUUAUGGGCCGCAUUAUCCCAGAUAAGAUCAUCAACUCUUCCACCACAGUUGGAGAUUUCGUCAGCGCUCUCUCCAACGAUCUCAAGGAGAAGCCAGUAAAUGUCGCCAAUGUGCUGGCCAAGGAGACCCUGCCACACAACAUCAAAUUCUCCGCAAAGCGCGAAACCCGCGCUGACCGCGACGAGGACCUCGGUCGGAAGAAGGCUAUCACUGCCGAGCUGUACGAGAGAGGCCUGAUUCUCCCGAAGACGAAGAAGUUCUCUAGCUUCAAAAGAGACCCUAGUGCCCUGAAGAAGACUGGUAAAUUGAUCGAAGCAUGA
Penicillium taxi is the source of this 1104-nucleotide messenger RNA. RefSeq names its product mitochondrial 54S ribosomal mL50 protein. Gene Ontology annotation, cellular component: mitochondrion. The transcript is spliced from 3 exons. Lineage: Eukaryota; Fungi; Ascomycota; Eurotiomycetes; Eurotiales; Aspergillaceae. The coding region runs from base 1 to 1104 and encodes 367 amino acids. The record is from RefSeq and is a predicted model, not a curated record.